This is a messenger RNA of Ceratotherium simum simum (southern white rhinoceros), 1963 nucleotides long. RefSeq names its product catalase (gene CAT). Gene Ontology annotation, cellular component: mitochondrion; peroxisome; cytoplasm. Gene Ontology annotation, biological process: hydrogen peroxide catabolic process; response to hydrogen peroxide. The record is from RefSeq and is a predicted model, not a curated record. Gene Ontology annotation, molecular function: catalase activity; heme binding. NCBI's taxonomy places the organism in Eukaryota, Metazoa, Chordata, Mammalia, Perissodactyla, Rhinocerotidae.
UGGGCGCGUUCCCUGCAGAGGGCGGAGACGCGGGAGCGAGGCCGCCUGCGCGUUCUGGACGCUGGUGGGGCAGCAUGGCGGACGGCCGGGAUCCCGCCAGCGACCAGAUGAAGCGCUGGAAGGAGCAGCGGGCCGCGCAGAAGCCUGAUGUUCUGACCACUGGGGCCGGGAAUCCAAUAGGAGACAAACUCAAUAUUAUGACAGCAGGGCCCCGGGGGCCCCUUCUGGUUCAGGAUGUGGUUUUCACUGAUGAAAUGGCUCACUUUGACCGGGAGAGAAUUCCUGAGAGAGUCGUGCAUGCUAAAGGAGCAGGGGCUUUUGGCUACUUUGAGGUCACGCAUGACAUUACCAGAUACUCCAAGGCAAAGGUAUUUGACCAAAUUGGAAAGAGGACUCCCAUUGCAGUUCGGUUCUCCACUGUGGCUGGAGAAUCGGGCUCAGCUGACACAGUUCGUGACCCUCGUGGGUUUGCGGUGAAAUUUUACACCGAAGAUGGUAAUUGGGAUCUUGUUGGAAAUAACACCCCCAUUUUCUUCAUCAGGGAUGCCAUAUUGUUUCCAUCCUUUAUCCACAGCCAAAAGAGAAACCCUCAAACGCACCUGAAAGAUCCGGACAUGGUCUGGGACUUCUGGAGCCUGCGUCCUGAGUCUCUGCAUCAGGUUUCUUUCUUGUUCAGUGAUCGAGGGAUUCCAGAUGGACAUAGGCACAUGAAUGGGUAUGGAUCACAUACUUUCAAGCUGGUUAAUGUGAAGGGAGAGGCAGUUUAUUGCAAAUUCCAUUAUAAGACUGACCAGGGCAUCAAAAACCUUUCCGUUGAAGACGCAGCAAGACUCUCCCAGGAGGACCCUGACUAUGGCCUCCGGGAUCUCUUCAAUGCCAUUGCCACAGGCAACUACCCCUCCUGGACCUUCUAUAUCCAGGUCAUGACCUUCGCUGAGGCGGAGACUUUUCCAUUUAACCCGUUUGAUCUUACCAAGGUUUGGCCUCACAGCAGCUACCCUCUUAUCCCAGUUGGUAAGCUGGUCUUAAACCGGAAUCCAGUUAAUUACUUUGCUGAGGUUGAACAGAUAGCCUUUGACCCAAGCAACAUGCCACCCGGCAUUGAGCCCAGCCCGGACAAAAUGCUUCAGGGCCGCCUUUUUGCUUAUCCUGACACGCACCGCCACCGCCUGGGACCCAACUAUCUUCAGAUUCCUGUGAACUGUCCCUACCGUGCUCGAGUGGCCAACUACCAGCGUGACGGCCCCAUGUGCAUGUUCGACAAUCAGGGUGGUGCUCCAAAUUACUACCCCAACAGCUUUAGUGCUCCGGAACAACUGCCCUCUGCCCUGGAGCAUAAGUUCCGAUGUUCCCCGGAUGUGCAGCGCUUCAACAGUGCCACUGAGGACAACGUCACUCAGGUGCGGGCCUUCUACCUGAAGGUGCUGAACGAAGAGCAGAGGAAACGCCUGUGUGAGAAUAUCGCUGGCCAUUUGAAGGACGCACAGCUUUUCAUCCAGAAGAAAGCGGUCAAGAACUUCAGUGAUGUUGAUCCUGACUACGGGGCCCGCAUCCAGGCUCUUUUGGACAAAUACAAUGCUGAGAAACCUAAGAACUCGAUUCACACCUUCGUGCAGCCUGGGGCUCACUUGUCUGCGAAGGAGAAAGCUAAUCUGUGAGGGUCCGGGGCUAUGGUCCUGUGCCAAGUCACUCUCCGCCUUUGAAGCAGCGCAUGGAAAUCACACACGCAACCCGCUCGUCGCUGGAUGGAAGAUUCUCCUGUGCCAGAUGCCAAAUGCAAGCUUCUGUCUUUAAAUGAUAAUCCAGGUUUCUACAGCAAAUAAUGUAAUAAUGGCCUUUAAUGCUAUUUCCCUAGGGGAAAAUGAGGGUUAGGGCUUAACAAUCAUUUAAAAGAAACAUGUAUUUGCUUUUGACAGUUGAUUGAAUUAUUCACUUAAAAUGACUGGAAUGAAAGUUUCCAGCA